Molecule: messenger RNA, 769 nt
Organism: Fusarium vanettenii 77-13-4
Lineage: Eukaryota; Fungi; Ascomycota; Sordariomycetes; Hypocreales; Nectriaceae
Exons: 2
Coding region: 95-565 (156 amino acids)
Source: RefSeq, a predicted model, not a curated record
AAUUAAAAGUCACUCCAAGACAUUCUCGACAAGCAACCCCAUCCCUCAUCUCCACCACUUACACAACCUUCACCACUUACGCGGUACUAUCAACAUGCCUCUCUUUGGAGCCUCCCGCCGUGAACCGUCUCCUGAGCCCAUCAGGGAAGAGCCCCCUCGCAAGCACGGUCUUUUCGGUUCCUCUCGCCGUGAACCCUCUCCUCGUCGCGCAUCCCGUCACUCCUCAGGCUCUCACUCCCGCCGGUCCUCUUCUUCCUCGCGCUCCCCCCACCGCCGCAGCACUGGCGGAGGAAACUUUAUCACUCGAAGCUUUGGCCAUGGAAACAGAAACGAGCAUGACCCCGCAGUCCUCGAAGCUCGUGAGCGUGUGCGUAACGCCGAGAUGGCGGAGCGCGAGGCGGACCGCGCACUAGAGGAGGCUAGACUGAGCGUGAGGGAGGCCAGGGAACACGUCAAGAGGCUCGAGGUUGAGGCGAAGGAAGACUCGAGGAGGGCCAAGGUCAAGGAGCACCAGGCCAAGGAAAUGUCAAAGAUGGGACGAUCCCUCGGACGUCACGGAUAUUAAGCUAUUAAUCGAGCAUAGCUAGGAGUUGUUAGGGUGUAGGAUUAGUUUGAUGCAUCUGUAUUAUGACUGUACGAACAGGCAAAAACAUAAACAUACGAUGGAGACUGGAGUUGAUUUGAGCAACCUUAACUCUGCCCUUAUUACAUUUCUAAGCUUCACAAUUAAUAGCGUUACGAUAUGAAAUUGACAUAGAAGUUUUACAAG